This is a messenger RNA of Cyclopterus lumpus (lumpfish), 1448 nucleotides long. It is a transcript of the gene pecr, whose product is annotated as peroxisomal trans-2-enoyl-CoA reductase. Gene Ontology annotation, cellular component: peroxisome. The record is from RefSeq and is a predicted model, not a curated record. Gene Ontology annotation, molecular function: trans-2-enoyl-CoA reductase (NADPH) activity. The coding region runs from base 277 to 1212 and encodes 311 amino acids. Gene Ontology annotation, biological process: phytol metabolic process. NCBI's taxonomy places the organism in Eukaryota, Metazoa, Chordata, Actinopteri, Perciformes, Cyclopteridae. The transcript has 8 exons.
CUGACUGACUAGUUUCAGGAAUGACUUGCCCAAGCUGAAAAAAAAGAGGCAUUUUUGAAGACAUUUAAAUCACUGAAACAGUCAGAUGACAUUUCACCAGCUGAUUCUAGACUACUUCUCACCAGACGUAUGUACACUAUACGUAAAACGCCUCCACCUGUGUAAAGAAAGCUGAACUGUGAAGAGAUCUACUUCCGUGAACUGUCCAGCAGGGGGCGCCAGCGUCGCGCUUUGUUCCCCACGGCGCUUUCCCUCAGUAGGGCUAAAGAAACAAGUAUGGCGGUGUCCAGUGUUUUCAGACCGGGUUUAUUCAACAAUAAAGUUGCAAUAGUAACUGGUGGCGGGACCGGUAUCGGCAAAGCUAUCUCUGCGGAGCUGCUGGAGCUGGACUCUCUGUGGCUGACUACUUUGUCUCCAGGAUGCAGCGUGGUGAUCUCCAGUAGAAAGGCAGACAGGUUGGAGGCGGCAGCUCAGGAGAUGAGUCAAAAGAUCCCUGCCUCCAGCCCGGCGAGUGUCACUCCUCUACCAUGUAACAUCCGAAACGAGGAUGAGGUGAAGGAGCUUGUGUCAUCGGUGCUGAAGCGGUACGGCAGGAUAGACUUUCUGGUGAACAAUGGAGGAGGUCAGUUCAGCAGCCCGGCCGAACACAUGUCCUCCAAAGGCUGGAAAGCGGUGAUAGACACUAACCUGACGGGAACGUUCCACUGCUGCCAGCAGGGUGAGAUGCUGACGGCCAACUCUGGCUCACUGCACGGAGGUGUGAUCGUCAACAUCAUUGCUGACAUGUGGAAGGGCUUUCCAGGCAUGGCCCACACAGGGGCAGCGAGGGCCGCAGUGGACAACUUAACGAAGAGUCUGGCCAUCGAGUGGGCGGCCUCGGGGGUCAGAGUGAACUCCGUUGCGCCUGGCACAAUCUUUUCCAAAACUGCGAUGGAGAACUACAAGGAGCUUGGACCAGAUCUUUUCAAGAUGUCGGUUCCGUUUAGCCCCGCAAAGAGGCUGGGAGUACCGGAAGAGAUCUCAUCAGCAGUGUGUUUCCUGCUCUCUCCUGCUGCCUCCUACAUCUCCGGAGACACCCUGAGGGUUGAUGCAGGACAGAGUCUGUACCACUCCAUGUGGGAGAUACCCAACCACAGCGCAUGGCCAGAGGCUCCAGAGGGGGAGAACCUUGACGCUCUGAAGGAGCUGCUCAGCCCACAAAGCAAACUCUAAUUCCCUUUUGUGUCAUAGUCUGAGGCCAGUGCAGACACACACACACACACACGCACGCAUCAUGGACAUUGAGCUGCCUGGUUAUAAGACUGUGUGAUUUAUUCUUGCAGAUCAUGUACAUAAUUGUACAUAAUAAUUACCAACACGAAUGUCUGAAUAGUUUCUUGAAUAAUGAGUUGUAUCGAACUGUUGAAAUGUAUGUAGCAUAUUGUUUCCCAAAAUGAAAAUAAAAAAUC